This is a messenger RNA of Tarenaya hassleriana, 3036 nucleotides long. Its product is annotated as PAX3- and PAX7-binding protein 1. NCBI's taxonomy places the organism in Eukaryota, Viridiplantae, Streptophyta, Magnoliopsida, Brassicales, Cleomaceae. The record is from RefSeq and is a predicted model, not a curated record. Gene Ontology annotation, cellular component: nucleus. Gene Ontology annotation, molecular function: DNA binding. The transcript is spliced from 6 exons. Bases 90 to 2825 code for a protein of 911 amino acids. Gene Ontology annotation, biological process: mRNA splicing, via spliceosome.
AAAACCCCUCUUUUUUCUCUGAUUCACGAUUCCGAGCUCCUUGCAUUAAAACCCUAAUUUCAGAGGAAUGAGAGAGAUAUAGGGAGAAAAUGACCGGCAACCGACCUAGGAAUUUCCGGCGGCGUGGGGACGAAGACGACGAGGAAGACAACGACGGAGGCGGUGCCUCCACCGUGGCGGCGAAACCGUCUUCGGCUUCUUCGUCGUCGGGGAAAUCUAAGAAGCUGUCGACACCGGCUCCGAAGAAGAAGCUCCUCAGCUUCGCGGAUGACGAGGUGGAAGAAGACGGAGCUCUCUGUGUGAAGGUUAAGCCCAAGAGCGGCAGAGACCGUGACAAAUCGUCGUCGCGUCUCGGCGGUUUGGGUUCUUCUCACAAGCUCAACAGCGGCAAGGACCAACGCCCCUCUGCCGUUUCCUCCGCCGCGCCACUGCUGUCCAAUGUGCAGCCUCAGGCCGGCACUUACACCAAAGAGGCGUUGCUCGAGCUGCAGAAGAACACGCGGACACUGCCUUACUCUCGCCCAAGUACCGCUGCCGAGCCCAAGGUAGUGCUCAAGGGUCUAAAUCUAAUCAAACCUCCACAGCAGCAGGAGCCACAGAGUCUGAAGGAUGUAGUCAAACAAGCUGCGGAUUUGGACUCCGAAGACGAUGGAGAAGAGGAACCGACUCUUGAUCAGGCUGCCAUUGAAGCUAUUAGGGCUAAGAGAGAGAAGAUGAGGCAGGCGCGUGCAGCUCCUGCUCCUGAUUACAUUUCCUUGGAAGGGGGCACUGCCAAUCAUGCUUCUUUAGAAGGGCUGAGCGAUGAAGAGGCAGACUUUGAGGGUAGUUUCAUUGGUCCGAAGUCGCAAAAGGGUGAUAAGAAAGGUGUGUUUGAUUAUGUUGAUGAAAGGCCUGUAGCUAAGGACUCCAUUGUAGAGGAUGAGGACGAAGAAGACAGGUUAUGGGAAGAGGAACAAUUAAAGAAGGGUUUUGGCAAGAGACUGGAUGAUGGGUCCAAUAGAACAGCAAGUAGUAACGGAAUUGGCAUGCCUUUGCAGCAACAGCAGCAGCAGGCGUAUACAUAUGCUUUAGGCGCACCGCAUCUUCAAAUGCCGAAUGCUUCUAUGGUGCCGCCCAUUGGGCCGGCUAGUGGAAUGGAGGAUGUGAUAUCAAUGUCACAACAGGCUGAGCUUGCCAAGAAGGCUAUGCAAGAUACUCUUAAGAGGCUCAAGGAAUCUCAUGGGAAAACAGUGUCGACACUUUCGAGGACAGAUGAGAACUUGUCCGCUUCCUUGAUGAAUAUCACUGCCCUUGAAAGUUCUCUAUCUGCAGCAGGGGAGAAGUAUAUUUUUAUGCAAAAGCUCCGAGACUUUGUGUCUGUUAUCUGUGACUUCAUGCAGGACAAGGGUUCCUUAAUCGAGGAAAUCGAGGAUCAGAUGAAGGAACUCAAUGAAAAGCGUGCUGCAGCUGUUUUGGAAAGGAGGGUUUCUGAUAAUAAUGAUGAAAUGAUGGAGGUAGAGGCGGCUGUGAAAGCUGCAAAAGCAGUGUUCAACCGACAAGGCAGCAGCAGUUCAGCUAUUGCUGCUGCAGCAGCUGCUGCUCUAGCUGCAUCUGCUUCUGUAAGACAGCAGACAAAUCAACCAGUUAAGCUUGAUGAAUUUGGUAGAGACGAAAACCUGCAAAAGCGUAGAGAAAUGGAACAUAGAGCUACAGCACGCCAGAAAAGGAGAGCACGGUUUGAAGCUAAACGACUGUCAGCCAUGGAGAUCGAUGGAUCUUAUCUGAAAUUAGAAGGAGAAUCAAGCUCUGAUGAGAGUGACAGUGAGACUGCAGCUUACAAGGAAACCAGGGAUAGCUUACUCCAGUGUGCUGAAAAGGUCCUCAGUGAUGCAUCUGAGGAAUAUUCCCAGCUUUCAAGGGUGAAAGAAAGAUUUGAAAGGUGGAAGAAAAAUUAUGCAUCUAGUUAUCGUGAUGCUUACAUGUCUUUGAGUGUGCCUACCAUCUUUUCACCUUAUGUUAGACUGGAGCUUCUGAAAUGGGAUCCUCUUCAUGAAGAUGUGGAUUUCUUUGACAUGAAAUGGCAUGGAUUACUAUUUGAUUAUGGAAAACCAGAAGAUGGAGAUGAUUUUGCACCAGAUGAUGCUGAUGCCAACCUUGUCCCUGAGCUCGUGGAAAAGGUUGCAAUCCCAAUUUUGCAUCAUCAAAUUCUCCGGUGCUGGGAUAUGCUUAGCACCCGAGAGACAAGGAAUGCUGUUUCUGCUACAAGCUUGGUAACAAAUUAUGUUUCUGCUUCAAGUGAGGCCUUAGCAGAACUGUUUGUUGCUAUCCGUGCUCGUCUUGCUGAAGCUGUGGCAACUAUAAUGGUCCCAACAUGGAAUCCUCUGGUUUUGAAGGCCGUACCUAAUGCUGCACAAGUUGCGGCAUACAGGUUUGGGAUGUCGGUUCGUCUUAUGAGGAAUAUUUGUAUGUGGAAAGAUAUCCUGGCGCUGCAGGUGUUGGAGAACUUGGCCCUCAAUGACCUUUUGUUUGUGAAAGUUCUACCUCAUGUCAGAAGCAUUGCAUCAAACGUUCAUGAUGCCAUCACAAGAACUGAAAGAAUUGUUGCUUCUAUGGCUGGUGUGUGGACUGGACCAAGCGUCACAAGAACCAACAGUCGUCAGUUACAACCUCUGGUGGAUUGUGUCAUGUCACUAAGCAGAGCCCUCGAGAAAAGGCGUGUCUCGGGUGUGGACGAGACUGAAACCACAGGUCUUGCCCGACGGUUGAAGAGAAUACUUGUGGGGCUUCACGAGCACGACCAUGCUAGGGACAUUGUUAGAACAUUCCAUCUCAAGGAAGCAGUUUGACUGAACUUUGAGGAUGAAAGCUGAGGAUUUCAGUGGAAUUUGGUUAUUACAAGAGGUAAAGAGAUACAGAUACGAUAUGGCAUUGUACUUUCAAGACAGAAUGUAACGUUCGCGGCCAAAUGUAUCUUUAGGAUGUAUAGACAAAAGCAAUGUCCAAAAAUGAAUGAUGUGAUGGGUCAUUUCUCUCAAUUUUCAACGUGGGAGUUAAACU